AUGGCGGCGGCCUUCCUCCACUUCAUACUCGUCAUGGCGGCGGCCUUCCUCCACUCGGUCUUGCAGGUCGAGGACCACUGCCGUCGUUCUCCAUUGGAACGGCUGCCUCUACACCGGUGUCUAACCCCAGCAUCGGAGGGAGACGCCGCGUCGGAAACUGCCUGCGAGUCGCUGCUGCAGGAUUUUGGGGAGUCAGGUUCUUGUACAAAUAAUUUGUUCUAUGUAGACCGUACCAGUGAGUUUGCUGCAUCUACUAACGGCAGAGAAGGCGGCUGGCGUGGCGCUGGAUAUAAUCCAAAUUUUGAGAACGCUGACGAGUAUCCUCCACGCCCGGAACAUGUAGAAGCACCUUCUGCAAAAGAGAUUGAUUUGAAUGCUUUGGCUAACAAGAAUAACAGAGAACAGUACACUGUCGAAGACAAGCGUAAUAUUUACGCUAUGCUGCUUGCUCGAAAUGGAGAGCGUGGAAGGUUAAAGAAGGGGGUUUUGGAUUCUGUUGUACGUGAUGGAAAUUGUUCUCGGAGGUGCGCGAGUAAGAUUUGGAAAGAAACAAAGACAGGAGGUGGCGUUAACUCUAUCAAGAACAAUUUGAAGUUAAAAACGGGAAGGAAGAAAAUGAGUUUGGAUAUUGAGGCAUUAGAAGCCAUUCCACCUGGUGAGAGGACCACAAUUCGACAAGUUGCUGCUGGACUUAACAUGUCCAAAAGCACAGUUCACCGUAGGUUGAAGGAGAAGGUAAUGAGACGAGUUUCAAAUGAACUGAAACCUUCAUUAACUGAAGCCAACAAGAAGGCACGUGUGGCGUAUUGCCUUGAGAAUUUGGAGCCAAGUUCAUUGGAGGACAAUCCCACUUUUAAAGCUAGUUUUAACAAGGUUCAUUUGGAUGAGAAGAUCUUCUACCGUACAAGGAAGACACAGAAAAUGUACUUGAGUCAUAGAGAGGAAGCACCAAAAAGAGAAUGCAAACAUAAAAACCACAUCCCGCAGAUCAUGUUCUUGUCGGCUAUGGCAAGGCCAAGGUAUGAUUCUCAAGGAAAUUGUGUGUUUGAUGGAAAAAUAGGUGUGUGGGCAUUUGUUGAUUGGGUGCAAGCUCAAAAGAAGAGUGCUAACAGAGGGAGAGGAGAAUGGGAGCUCAAGCCUUCAUCUUCAGUGGACAGGAACAAAAGUAGGGAGUACAUUGUGCAGUAUGUACUGCCUGCUAUAAAGGAAAAAUGGCCUGAGAGUGAUAGAUGGAACACCGUGUGCAUUCAGCAAGACAAUGCAAGAACUCAUGUUUUAGCAAAUGAUCCCAUUUUUGCAAUGGAAGCGGCAAAGGGAGGUUGGGAUAUCAGAAUUGUAAAUCAACCACCAAAUUCACCUGACUGUAACAUACUUGAUCUUGGGUGGUUUGCCUCCAUUCAAUCUAUGUUCCAUAGGAAAAUGCCCAAAACCCUUCCAGAGAUUGUUCAGAAGGUUAAUGAAAGCCUUGCUCAGUACCCACAUCGUAAGCUUAAUAGAAUCUGUCCUCUCAAAUUCAUCCUCAAGUUCUUCCACCUCGCCUUGUGUGACUUCCACCUCGCCAUCUGCCUCCUCCACCUCGGCAUCUGCCUCCUCUACCUCGGCAUCUACCUCCCCCACCUCGGCACAGACCUCCUCCAUGCCCUCCACGUCCAUGAUAGUUGGGGGGAGAUGAGGCAAUGA
Messenger RNA from Triticum aestivum (bread wheat), 1680 nucleotides. RefSeq lists its product as uncharacterized. Gene Ontology annotation, molecular function: DNA binding. Gene Ontology annotation, biological process: DNA transposition; DNA integration. Lineage: Eukaryota; Viridiplantae; Streptophyta; Magnoliopsida; Poales; Poaceae. The record is from RefSeq and is a predicted model, not a curated record. Bases 1 to 1680 code for a protein of 559 amino acids. The transcript has 9 exons.